Messenger RNA from Marmota monax (woodchuck), 894 nucleotides. Its product is annotated as UPF0602 protein C4orf47 homolog. The record is from RefSeq and is a predicted model, not a curated record. Gene Ontology annotation, cellular component: centrosome. NCBI's taxonomy places the organism in Eukaryota, Metazoa, Chordata, Mammalia, Rodentia, Sciuridae.
GUCCCGUGUGUUUUCCUAUGCUGAUUGGAACUCUCCUCGUGUCCUCCCUUAGCCUACUUGGAAUAGUUUCUCCCGUACCCGGGGCAACGCAGCACAAUAAGCCCCAGCGGUGCACCGAACGUGCGGAGUGUUUUCGCAGCCUGCGCGCCCGGCGGGAAUCCCUAGCGCGCGGGAGGGCGACGCGGAGCCUAGUUGCUCCUGCAGCGCAGUAAAUCCGGACCGGAGCUGGGACGAUCUGAUCUUGGUUGUCGGAUCAGGUGCCCUUCGGAGAAGCGACUUGUUCCUCGCAGACACCAGUAAGCUUUUGCUAUAAACGAAGCAACAAGAAAGAAACUUUUGAUGUUACCACCAUAAGAAGCAACCAUGCCUAUAGAAGGAGGAAAAACAGAUAUGGAGAGGAUUGGCCUCUUCAGUGAGAUGGAAUAUAUUACUGUUGGUGAUAAAUAUGUGUCACCAUUUAAUCGACCCUUUAAUGAGGCUGCAAGCAAAAAUAGACAGAUUCUACCUGGGGGAACCAAAGAAAUGUCAAAUCUCCAGGCAGGUUAUUUUGAUCCCCAAUUUGCAAGGAUUUUUGAAGGCGAAGGCUAUGUAAAUCUAAAUCAAGUGAGAAGACGGCAUAUGAUGGAAGAAGCCAAAAAAAAUCUUGCCAAAGCCUUUCUCCCCAGUAGUGGAGAUAAAAAACCAUAUGGACUAGGAAGCUACUAUGGAACAAUAGGUGGUCCAGUCCCAUCCUUCAGUGCACAGGCCAAACCCAGGGAACAAUAUAUGCCACCUGGAAAGAAUUUAUACACAAACCCAGGAAAGAAAGGAACCGGAUAUGGCUAUGCAAAUAUUACCAUAGGUAAACUUUCACACUCUUCUGAUUUAUAUGAUGCAGCAAGACAAAAUUUUAAG